AUGGCGGCCGCGGCGGUUGCAGCUUCGGGCCGGUUCCGGCGCCAGCUGAUGCGCAGACUUUUGGCUCCCACUCAGCCAAUUCUCAGAUUUGACCCUCGUCUCAUGGGCUCUUCUGCACAUGGUGAGACUUCUAAAGCAGACCCUAAGGAGACCCCGGACCACAACUAUGAGUCUCUUCGGGUGACAUCUGGCCCAGGACACGUUCUGCAUGUGCAGCUAAACCGACCCGACAAGAGGAACGCCAUGAACAGGGCCUUCUGGAGCGAGAUGGUGGAGUGCUUCAACAAGAUAGCAAAGGACAGCAACUGCCGCGCCGUGGUGAUCUCUGGUGCGGGAAAAAUGUUCACUUCAGGUAUUGACCUUGUAGACAUGGCUUCAGAUCUCCUGCAGCCCCAAGGAGAUGACGUGGCUCGCAUAAGCUGGUACCUCCGUAACCUCAUCACCAAAUACCAGGAGACUUUCAGCGUCAUCGAGAAGUGCCCCAAGCCUGUGAUUGCAGCCAUCCACGGGGGCUGCAUCGGCGGAGGCGUGGACCUUGUCACUGCCUGCGACAUCCGAUACUGUUCCCAAGAUGCAUUCUUCCAGGUGAAGGAGGUGGACGUUGGUCUGGCUGCGGAUGUGGGAACACUGCAGCGACUGCCCCGGGUCAUCGGGAAUCAGAGCCUGGUCAACGAGCUGGCCUUCACCGCCCGCAAGAUGAUGGCUGACGAGUCCCUGAGCAGCGGGCUAGUCAGUCGUGUGUUCCCAAACAAGGAGGCCAUGCUUGAUGCAGCCUUUGCGCUAGCAGCUGAGAUUUCCAGCAAGAGCCCAGUUGCUGUGCAGAGCACAAAAGUCAACCUGCUGUACUCCCGAGACCAUUCGGUGGCUGAAAGCCUCAAUUUCAUGAGCUCCUGGAACAUGAGCAUGCUGCAAACCCAGGACAUCAUGAAGUCUGUCCAGGCUGUGAUGGAGAAGAAGGAACUGAAAACCGUCAACUUCUCUAAGCUCUGA
Molecule: messenger RNA, 990 nt
Organism: Chrysochloris asiatica (Cape golden mole)
Lineage: Eukaryota; Metazoa; Chordata; Mammalia; Afrosoricida; Chrysochloridae
Gene: ECH1
Product: enoyl CoA hydratase 1, peroxisomal
Exons: 10
Coding region: 1-990 (329 amino acids)
Cellular component (GO): mitochondrion
Molecular function (GO): delta(3,5)-delta(2,4)-dienoyl-CoA isomerase activity
Source: RefSeq, a predicted model, not a curated record